AUGAGUACGGCAAUGACUGUUGCAUUCAGGCCACAGGUGCCAGACUUUUCACGUGGUACGGAAUCUCUUCUUCUGACUGCUCUGCUGCUAUUCAUUGGAACCAAUGCUUAUUCGCUUGUAUGCUGGCCUCUGGACGAACCAUUCUCAAGACCUGAUAUACUUUCGCUCAGUGAACGAACGCUGGAUGCAUGGCGCAGCAAGCAGGUAGCUGAGGACCUGUCGCCAUUGAUAAACCAGAUCUCGCUCACCGAUACGAUCCGCUCAUGCAUGCAAAACGAAACUCUCUAUCACAUGUUUUCUAUGGAUAAGAAAUUUCAUUUGUACGAAUUACGUGGGUACGGCAGAGAACUAUACGACCGAUUAGCGCAGAACGUACAGACUGCCUUCUCGGACGUAAACAUAUCCAGGCCAAUUGCUGCAUUCGCUUCCCCCGCACAGCUUCUUCUUCUGCAGCGCUUCUUCAAUUUUACCGUGGAAUCAAAUAUCCAGCAAAUCUUUUCCCAGAUCAAAAAUGGCCUGGAGCGGCUUGACAAAGUCUCAAAAGUAGUUUCUUUCACUGAGGAGUUGAAUGAUGGCGGAAAACUUCCAAGGGUCGUAGAAAUAAUUGCCAAACAACUGCAUGCCAUUCAGGUUAAUUCUUCGCUACGUUGUUGUAGGCCUGUACUGCGCGCGUCUUCAAGUUACAAAGGCAGAAACGAUUCCGCUAAAAUGCAUUAA
Messenger RNA from Gongylonema pulchrum, 717 nucleotides. The record is from the annotation of a GenBank genome assembly. Lineage: Eukaryota; Metazoa; Nematoda; Chromadorea; Rhabditida; Gongylonematidae.